Molecule: messenger RNA, 905 nt
Organism: Anthonomus grandis grandis
Lineage: Eukaryota; Metazoa; Arthropoda; Insecta; Coleoptera; Curculionidae
Product: larval cuticle protein A2B-like
Exons: 4
Coding region: 151-744 (197 amino acids)
Cellular component (GO): extracellular matrix
Source: RefSeq, a predicted model, not a curated record
AAUGGACCGUAUAUGAGUGUCGAGAAUCGCCAUCGUAUAUAAAACGUUUCAAGAUACAUUGUAGGGUAGUUCAGGUAGUACCGUCAUAUACGAGCUAUAGUAAUAAUCGAAUUUUCGGGUUGUUUUUCGUAAAACUACACGAGCGUCAAUAUGAUUAAGUUGGUUGUAACCCUAACCGUUUUAGCCCUCGGGUCAGGCAGUCCAAUUUUGGAACCCUAUGGUGCAUCCAUUGCUGUUGCGCAUGCUCCAGUAGCCGUCAAAGCGGAGCCUUACGAUCCUCAUCCACAAUACAAGUUCCAAUAUGGAGUUAGCGAUCCCCACACAGGCGACCAAAAAACACAAGAAGAAGUUCGUGAUGGAGACGUGGUCAAGGGCUCUUACUCCCUCGUGGAACCAGACGGUUCGCGCAGGCGCGUCGACUACACUGCCGAUCCCGUAAAUGGUUUCAACGCCGUAGUUAAGAAGGAACCUCUACAUCAUGUUCAACCUGUAGUUAGCCAUGCCCCGGUAGCUGUCGCUCAUGCUCCAGUAGCUGUUGCCCACGCCCCAAUAGCUGUAGCUCACGCCCCUAUUGCUAUAGCCCACGCCCCCACAUUAACUUAUGCACAUGCGCCUCUAGCGGUGGCUCACACACCAGCGUAUAGUCAUGGCCCUGCCUUUGCCUUGGACCACGCUCCCGUCAUAUCUCACGCCCCCCCUGUACACUUCUGUUUUGGCACAUGCACCCGCGGUCACUGGAUAUAGCCACCACGCCCAAACUAUAUUGCAUUGAUUGAUAGGACGGACUUGAUUUAUCGUUGGACUGACCAUUGAAGUAUCUACUUAAUAAGUUGCUCAUCUAUGUACAUACGCCAUAAUAUGUUUUAGUAAGUAAGCAAAUAUAUUUUGUUUUUUUUAUUUAUUAA